Manihot esculenta (cassava) is the source of this 1471-nucleotide messenger RNA. RefSeq names its product dof zinc finger protein DOF1.6. Lineage: Eukaryota; Viridiplantae; Streptophyta; Magnoliopsida; Malpighiales; Euphorbiaceae. The transcript has 2 exons. The record is from RefSeq and is a predicted model, not a curated record. Gene Ontology annotation, biological process: regulation of DNA-templated transcription. Gene Ontology annotation, molecular function: DNA-binding transcription factor activity; DNA binding. Bases 62 to 778 code for a protein of 238 amino acids.
AGCUCGCUUCUCUUCUCUUCUCUUCUCUUCUCCCAAACCUUUCUCUCUCGAAAUCCACAAAAUGCCAUCGGAAUCCACCAGCGAAAUGCGACAUCAAACCAACCUGGGCUCACUUCCACCGCCUAAGUUGGCUGAGCCACUCCCUUGCCCAAGGUGCCAGUCUACAAACACUAAGUUCUGCUACUACAACAACUACAAUCUCUCUCAACCUCGCCAUUUCUGCAAGUCAUGCCGCCGCUACUGGACCCACGGUGGUACACUACGGAACGUCCCCGUUGGCGGUGGCACUCGGAAGAACUUCAAACGCUCUCGCUCCUCCUCUUCUUCCAACUCCUCUUCUUCCACUAAUACCUCAACUUCCACAGUGUCCGCUGUGAUUCAUGAGCCUGAACCCUUGUCCGUGCUUGCUAAUCUUGACUCGGCGUUACCCUUGUUGAAGGUCGAGACCUCUGAUAAUCUGAAACUGAAUGAGAACUUCCCUGUAAACGAGAAUGAAAACUUCAUCUCGCUGCUCAACUCGCAGCAAGGACAAGGGUUCAUGGGGAUGGUCGGGUACGGACCGGGUUAUGGAUACGGAUUAUACGAAUUAGGGCAUGGGGCGUUUGGGGUUAAAGGGUCUUGGCCAUUACCUGGAGUGGGGUAUAUGAAUGGAGAUGGUAGUUCUGGGUGCGACACGUGGCCUGUGGGUGAUGUUGAAGGAGGAGGAGGGUUGGUGGAUGAAGAUUGCUUUUCUUGGCCUGGUCUUGCAAUUUCCACAGCAGGAAAAAUUUUUAAGUGAUUGGCUUUUUUUUGCCCAUAUCGAGGCAAAGGUUUUUUUUUGAACGCUUUUCUCUUUAUGGGAGAUGCUUUGGAUGUUUCGUUUCAGCUUUUUUAUUAAUUGGGGGUUCUGUUUCAGUUUCAAUUGUCCUUUUCUUUUUGGUUCGUAUAGAUAGGAUAUGGUAUAGAAUAUGACUGAGAUCAAAAGUCGCCUGCUUAGAUAGUGACUUCUGUUCUAAUGGCUCUGUAAGGCUUUUUGGGUCUGAUCUUGAACACAUCCAUGGAAUGCAAGAAGAAGAAAAAAACACACUUUCUGGUGGGUUUUGUUGCUCAUAUUGUUCACGGAAUGGAUGUUUUCACUUUACAUCUGGCAUUUAUUUCAUUUUGAAGCCAAGCUAAUCCAACCCUUUAAUCAUCAGCUUUGGUCACCGUUGUGUAAUUCUAGGUUAAUGUGGACAAGUAACAGAAGAAGCAGAUAAUUUUCGAUUUUCGAAGAGCGUCGGGGACUGUGGGCUCGACUCGUCCAUCGAGAUCUCAGUGGCUGUUUUUAUCUUCUGGAUUGAUGUUCGGAUGCAUUUAGCCCAUUCUCAAUACAUCUGUAGACUUCCAAAAAAAAAAAAAAAAAUCUGAAGAAGCCUACGUGUUCGUUUGAUUGCUUCAAAUCUAACUGGAUUGGACGUCGUAUUGCACUUCCUUCUCCCUUUCUUAUUUUUUU